Hypoxylon fragiforme is the source of this 573-nucleotide messenger RNA. RefSeq lists its product as uncharacterized. NCBI's taxonomy places the organism in Eukaryota, Fungi, Ascomycota, Sordariomycetes, Xylariales, Hypoxylaceae. The record is from RefSeq and is a predicted model, not a curated record. The coding region runs from base 1 to 573 and encodes 190 amino acids. The transcript has a single exon.
AUGGGCCGACAACACCGCGGCAACCUCGCCUCCCGCCUCCUCUCCUGCGUCACAGACGCCCUCCGCCCCCAGCGCGCGCAGCGCCGUCCCCGGCGCUCCUCUCGCCGGCACCACCACCACGGGCGCUCGUCCCCGCACACCUACCACCGGACGUCGUCCUCCGGCUCCUCCUCAACAGAGUACUCGCACUCGGAGCGGCGGCGGCGGCGGGCGAUCCGGCAGAGCCGGUUCGCGGGCCCCGACGCGAUGCAGCUGCGGCGGCUGGCCUCCAGCCUGUGGGCGCGGGGCGCGCGCCUGUCGGACGCCGACCUCUUCCAGCUCGCCGUGCUCGAGCGCGUGUACUUCGACCGGCCCGAGCGGCGCGGCGGCCCCCGGCAGCGGCUGCGCGGGGGCUUGGCCGCGCGCCUGGCCAGGAUGCACGACGUCUGGUGGUUUCUGGGCACCGAUGGGCUCUUUUGGAAGUCCGCCGACCGGUGGGGGCAGGGGCGCGACCUGGUGCACGUGGUAGAUGUGCUCGUGCCUAUCGGUAUACGCAUAAAAGCGCAGCCGUAUCGGCAGUUGAACCUGAGGUAG